Triticum turgidum subsp. durum (durum wheat) is the source of this 1086-nucleotide messenger RNA. Lineage: Eukaryota; Viridiplantae; Streptophyta; Magnoliopsida; Poales; Poaceae. The record is from the annotation of a GenBank genome assembly.
AUGGGAGAGACUGAGAUGGAUUCGAUGCAGAUGGAUGCGGGGUCGACAAGCAAGGAUAGGGCGGUCGGGAAGAGGAAGAAAAGGGUACCUAGGAUUGGAAAGAAGGCAGAGGAACCGAGCGUGAGGAAGACGGUCAAGGAAACGCGUCGCCGGCCGCCGCCAGUAUACAAGGUCACAUUGCCUGUCUUUGAACAACAUCGCUUCGAGUUCAACAAAUGGUGGAUGCAAUUAUGGGGCGAUCUGAUCGGUUCCAUGGAGAAUAAAACAACUAUCCCUAGCGCGCGGUUCACGGAUGUUGCUUCCGGCAUGUCCUCCGGCUGCCCCGUCACCACUCUGCAGCCCUUUGAAGUCAAAAUCUCACCCAAAGAGAACUCAGGUUUAACCUGGCCGCUGCAUGUGUAUGGUUAUGUCGCCGCACGUGAUUUGGUGGAUUACAAGCGCAAUAUCAUCUUUGAGCGUGGAAGGGAUAACUGCCAGAUCAUCACUGACGGGUUUCCAUACCUAGCACUGACUGGUCCUGCACGUGCUGUUGUGCUGGAUGAUCCUGUGUACUUUGAGAUUGACCUCAAAGUGAAAGGAAUCGGGCAAUCUGAGGAUCAAGAUCUAAUCUUUGUUGCUGAUUCGUUCAGUAAUCCUCAGCCGCUUGAGUCAGCCCUGUUUAACCGUGCCUUCACGGGCAAGAUCAGCACGGUUGAGUUGACAUUUGGCCAAAUUAUUAAGUCAGUAGAGGCCGCAGUCAGUAUGAAAGUCGUCCAUGGGUCAUGGCCAGAUGGUUUCCGUGGUUGUUUUGCUGCAAAAACUGCCAGUAUAAAUGACUUCACAAUUGGGUUGCUUGUGAUCGGUGAUAAUGGGUUGCCUCGUGCUGACGAUGGCACUAUUAAGCUACAACGCCAUGUUGUUUGUGCUGAAAUUGGACAGGGAGACUACCUGGAAGUUUUUGUCCGUGCUUAUGGUGUUGGUGGGCAACAAUUAUAUGACACUAUAUAUUUUACACCUCAGGAACGUGGUAGACUCAAAGGUGCACUUAAUGUUGAUACAUGUGAGAUUGAGGUCACUAUAUCCUGGUCCCUUAUCAUGUCGUUCUAG